AUAUGAGAUUCGCGGGUUGGUACCUGAAGAUCGCGGCGGUAGGGGCCUCCAUUGGCGCCGCCAUGGAGCUCUUCAUGAUCCACACGGGCUUCUAUGAGAAGGUAACUGUCUUGGAGUCAGAAAAACGAGCUUGGGAAAGCAGUCCAGAGGCCCAAGCUAUGAGAGAAGCCCUCAAUCCAUGGCACAAGCAUGAUGAACAAGAACAACAAAAGAAAUAGUCAAGAUUUAUGUGUCCUGUCGAGUGUCUGUGUCCCCCAUCCGUAGACCCAUGAAUGAGGUACUGUUAGUGUCAAUCUUCUGUAUUUAGUGAACAAUCUACAUUUUUUUAUAUACUUCUCUAAAAGGGCUGGAUGCCUGGAUGGUACCUUCCGCAAGACGCUGAAGGGCUAUGUGAAACAGCUAUAAACUGUUUUUUUCACGGGAGGAAAAAAUCGAGGGAAAAAUUGUACACUAUCAGACUAGUUUCGCUUGUUUUUUAUGAUAUAUUAACAUUAAACAGCAAA
Messenger RNA from Zea mays, 503 nucleotides. RefSeq lists its product as uncharacterized. The record is from RefSeq and is marked validated. NCBI's taxonomy places the organism in Eukaryota, Viridiplantae, Streptophyta, Magnoliopsida, Poales, Poaceae. The transcript is spliced from 2 exons. Bases 3 to 218 code for a protein of 71 amino acids.